Pongo pygmaeus (Bornean orangutan) is the source of this 1532-nucleotide messenger RNA. Its product is annotated as putative upstream-binding factor 1-like protein 6. Lineage: Eukaryota; Metazoa; Chordata; Mammalia; Primates; Hominidae. The transcript has 2 exons. The record is from RefSeq and is a predicted model, not a curated record.
UCGAGCUGCACUCGGCCGGGCUCUUGGCAGCGCCCUGGGCUCUGAGGUUGUCUUGGCAACCCCGGAUCAGAUUUCGGCCGCCAGCGUCCACAGCCUAAGAAAUACAGACUCACACAUACUGCAGGACUUCCAGAAAGAAAUCAUCCACUGACUCUUAAAAGUAAGGAACUCUGUGUUCUUACUCUGAUGUCUACAUAACCGGGAUCUUAUAAGUAAGCCAAAGACAUCAAAAUGGCUUUGCCUAGAAGCCAAAGCCAUUGGUCCAAUGCAGACAUCUUGAGGUUACUGGAAUGCAUGGAGAAUAAUCUCCCAUCUGAUGACAACGGCACGUUCAGCUCAACUCAGUCACACAUGGACUGGGGAAAAGUAGCUUUUAAAAACUUUUCUGGUGAAAUGUGCAGACUCAAAUGGUUAGAGAUUUCUUGCAGCUUGAGAAAAUUCAGCACUUUGAAAGAAUUAGUCCUGGAAGCUAAGAAAUGUGUUAAAAAUACAAACAAAAGCCAAAAAGGCAGGAACCAUCCAGACUUUCCAAAGAGGCCCCUUACUGCUUAUAUCCGCUUCUUCAAGGAGAAUUGGCCCCAGUACUCCCAAAUGUACCCUGGGAUGAGAAGCCAGGAACUGACCAAAAUCCUGUCAAAGAAAUACAAGGCGCUCCCAGAGCAGAUGAAACAGAAAUAUAUUCAGGAUUUCCAGAAGGAAAAGCAAGAAUGUGAGGAAAAACUUGCUCGAUUCAGGGAAGAACACCCUGACUUAGACCAGAAGGGCAAGAAAUCUGAUAUCUCCAAGAGGGUUCAAACCAAAGUGCAAAAGAAGGUUCAGAAAAAUAUUGAAGAAGUGAGGUCUCUUCCAAAAACAGAUUGAUUUUUCAAGAAGGUAAAAUUUCAUGGAGAGCCUCAGAAACCCCCCAUGAAUGGAUACCACAAGUUUCACCAAGAUUCCUGGUCAAGUAAGGAGCUGCAACAUUUGUCCCUGAGGGAGCGCAUGGUAGAGAUUGGCAGACGCUGGCUGCGCAUCCCGCAGAGCCAGAAGGAUCAUUAUAAGAGCCAGGCUGAGGAGCUGCAGAAGCAAUACAAAGUGAAAUUGGAUCUCUGGCUCAAGACUUUGUCACCUGAAGAUUAUGCUGCAUACAAAGAAUCGACCUAUGCUAAGGGUAAGAAUAUGGCAAUGACAGGAGGUCCGGCCCCCAACUUGAGACAAACAGAUCCGCAGUCCUCAUCAGCAAAGGGUCUGCAAGAAGGGUUUGGGGAGGGGCAGGGGCUCCAGGCUGCAGGAGCAGAUGCAUCACAGACUAUUUGGGUAAACUGUCACAUCUCCAUGGAACCAGAAGAGAACAGGAAGAAAGAUGGCGAAGAGGAAGAAAGCAGUACCUCUUUAGACUGCAGUAGUGGAGAAGAAAUGGAAGUUGAUGUCUGAGGGCAGUGACUCUAAUGCAGCUUCCUCAGAGGACUUCUAACUGGGACUCCACCUGACUCAGACUCCGCCUGACUCAGACUCCAGGGUCAGGCAGAGUUUCUCCACAAAAGCCCAUUCAU